This is a messenger RNA of Equus caballus (horse), 9969 nucleotides long. The record is from RefSeq and is a predicted model, not a curated record. Lineage: Eukaryota; Metazoa; Chordata; Mammalia; Perissodactyla; Equidae.
CAUUGUUUAAAGAUGGGCGUGGUAUUAAUUUCACAUCAUAUUAUAUACGAUCUAGUCAUACUUCUUCCUUAAGGAAAAUGCUACUUCUUAGUAAGCUUGGCUUUCUAUAUACAGCAUCGUUAAAUAUUUUAUAUUUAGAAAAAAGUUCUCACUGGAAUCCUCAAGUACUUUUACCAAAAAAUGUUCCAUUUACUUCCAACACGACUGCAUGAGAUACAUGGAUAUUUAUUUCCAAAUGACAAAACAAUAAAGAGUGUGGGUCUCAUUAGGGGUGAGGUAAACAGUUGGAAAUGUAAACAUGUUCUGCGGCCACCUUCCUCUCUGGGUCACCUCUGCACCCCACCCCCCACACACAGGGAAUUCAGACACUGCUCUUCUCACACGGGACAGGAAGUUAUUUAGUCGCAGCAUAAUGAGAACACAGACACACCGAGAAACAUAUUUCCCAGCCAGAGUUAAACAGUCUGGGGCAUGUUCUCUCUUGCGCCUGGUUCUGAGUUUUUCUGUCUACGCCCCUCUCUUGGAUCUUCCACUCUUCCGUUUUCUUAGCAGAGUUCCCAGCCCUCUCCUUCAGCCUCUCUCCUUUCCUCACUGUCUGGACCCGUUGCCCACGCCGGGCGCCUGCCCUUCCUAACAGCAUCUAAUCCAGAGGGGCGUACACGAGAAAGGACGUCUCCCAAGGAAAACAAACCGUACCGUGUUCAGAAUGAGGAGCGGCUGCAAAAAAGGGCCCAAUGCUCGGGACUUGGAAAAUCCCAGUCUUUAGUCUGGAGGGCUCCACACGUGUGUGCACUCCGCACAAAGCAGCACGCGGCUUCUGCAGUCCUGAAAGAAGAGCCUCUUUUCUCCCCAGUUUCUGCCACUUUCCUCUCAUGCCUGUUUGUCAUUCUGUCUUUCUCUCUCACAUCCUUGCGUUCAAGACACCACUUCUCCUGGCGCUGGUUCCUUUGCUAAUAUUCACUUGUACACCCUGCCAAUCUACCUUGCUACCCAAACAAUUACUAAUGCUUCAGGUGUUCAAAUAUGCCUUCCUUAAAAAAAAAGAAAAUUAGGAGCAAGUCUCUUCUAAAAGCUUUGUUAUUUAAUAUCCUGAGCAUCCAAAACUCCCCCAAAUUGUCAAAAGACAGAGCUAACCACAGGAUAAGGUGACACAGGUAGUGAUGCCCACACCUGCUUGCACAUCUGAAUGACCUGAGUUGCCCGUUAGUCCCCAGUUUGUGUUGCUGUUACACAGCCUUAUUGAUACGUUUCUUUUCUGUCUGGCGGGAUGUGUACUUAUGAGCCCCAUGAAGGGAAAAGGAGGGCACUGAGAAAGCCACAGAACUCAGGCAGUGCCAGUCAUGUGUCCUGGCGACUGUUUUCAGUGAAGGCAUCUGUCAAAUGGCUCUAAAGUAACCUUCUGUGUGAGGGGUGAUGGAAAGAUGUUAGCAAAGGCACUCAACACCCGUUCAUAGAGUAUCUACCUACGGCGAGACAAGGUGCCGGGAACCCUGAGAAAAUGCAUGGAUGCCGGGAACCCUGAGAAAAUACGAGGAGUGCAGAUUCAGCAUCAGCAAAGCAGCACUGGCAGAGCUAGAAGGCCAAACAGGGAUGAGGAGGGAAGGUAUCUGGAGAGACCCACACGCUCAUCACAGACACAGGAUACUAUGGCUCCACAUUGCUCCCAUGGCAGCCCAAGCUCGGGUGAGGGAGGGCGUGACUGCAUUCAGGGUGGGCCACUGCACAACUCCAUGGUCCUGGAAAAUGAGCUUUCUGAGCCUCAGACUGUUUGUCUGAGAAAAUGGGGUAACAGCACCUUCCUUGUAAGGUUUUGUGAGCAUAACUGAGAUGAAGUACAUAAAAUGCUCAGCAGCGUACCAGACACAGCAGCCACCACCUGUUUCUACACUUUCACUUCUCUCUUGCACACACCCAGAUCCACACUGUCACACAUUACUCAAAGUCCCCCAGGACCCUGGGGCACUUCCUUCCUUUGCUGUUGCUCCUUCCGCCACCUAAAAUACUCUCAACAGCCUCAGCUUCGCUGGUGGAAAUGCUACGCACAACGACAGGGCCAGGUCCCUCAUUGUCACAUCAGUUUAGUGAAAGCCCUCGCCCCAGGAGGGGCAAGGUGGGGAAGAGGGCCUUUGGGGCCCUUAUCACAAUAAUUCACUUACUCUCCAGGUGUCUGUUUAAUGUCCGUCAAUUUUGUGAGGGAGAACCCAGGUCUGUUUUAUUCACAGUUAUAUUCUCUUUAAUCGGCACUGAUUUGGCACUUAAUAUUUGUUGAAUACACAAAUAAUGAGUAAAUAAGUGGACUAAUGUAAAAGCACAUGACUAAAAGAAUAGGGCAAGGCCGAAGAUAAGAACAAAAACUGGUUGUGUUGGAAGCUUAACCUGCUAAGUGCUGACAAACUGAAGAGAAGAAAGGAGAGGCAGAGAGAAAGUUAGAGCAAAAGAGUUUAUAGGUGUAAACUAGGUCUUAGAGGCAGGAAUAAAAAUAAGGAACAAAAUCAAGAGGUAUCUGAAGGAAGUGAAGAACGGAUCAGGCAUCUGAGGGGAUGUGCAUCUCAGUGGAUUUCAAGAUGGACUCACUAGGUAGAAUCUGUUGGGGGGAAACAAGAAGCUUCUAAGGGCGCAAGCUCAUGCAUUUACCUCUAGGUGAGAGGAAUUUGAGAGGUAGGUGGAAAUGGAUUAUAAAUGCCUAGCAGGUGGUUUGACGUGGGGACUACUGCAGAGGUGACAGCUUAGAGACGAACAGUAUGUCACUGGGAGGGGUGCAAAGCCCCAGGUUCUCUUCAGAGGGAAGAAUAAAGAGAGCUGACAAACAAGCCAUCAAAUGAUACACAUGCCGUCUCCAGAAUUAAUGAGAUGACUGGAAAAUGCAAGGUCACAGAAGUCAGGGAAGGGGACAUUUAACAAUAGGGGCCAUCAGUACGGUCAAAUGUAGUGAAGAAGUCACAAUGGCCUCUCUGACUUGCUUAUUAAAAGAAAACCACAUGCGAACCUCAAAAGAGGAGUUUCUCUAAAGUGGUGAGGCAGAAAGCAGGAAACGGGGUGGAAGUAUGAGCAGCCGGUGAACUGGUGAAGGUGAGGGAAGUACCCGGCAUUUACCAGUAGCUGGGCACUGAGAACAAGGGCCGGGAAGGAAAGAGAAGUUUUAUUAGGACAAUCAACAGCAAACUCUUGUUUCAAAGCUAUGUUUCCAAUAAAGGACUCUCCAUAAAGGAGAUCCAGACUGGAAGGCACAGGACUGACAAAGGAGAUGGGAGACAAUGGCCUCUCGUCUGGAUUAACUUGGAAAGAAAGAUGGGGACAUCUUUCUACUCAACCACAGUGAAAAAUGAAAAUUAGUGAAAAUACAGGGAAGCAUGGAGGCGAAGAAGUGAGGCAGCUGAAGCUCCUAUCAGUUCACUGGCCCUGAAAGGCUCAAGGAGUUGGGUCACUAGCAAAGUCAUGAGUUAAGAGUGAGUGAAUGAAUUAUAAAGCAAGAGCAGCAUGCAGUUAGCUGGAAAAGAAUCACCAGUCAAUAGCUAUAUGCAGUGUGAAGAUGGUAUUUGUUUCUGAUAGUAACAUUUUUAGAAAAAUCAUGAUAGCUGUUACUAGUCUUCAAAGAGGAAAGGCAGAGACACUUUAAAGGUAACUGUUUUUCAAUAGCCUACGAGAUUUGUUUAUAUCAAUUUUCUGUACAUGUAGAAAAUAUAUAAGUCUUCAAACAACAAUUUAUACUACAUGAGAAUAAGAUCAAGCUAAGAGAAUGGACCAAAUAUUUCCAAAGGUACCAAUGAGUUCUGCUCUUUCAAAUAAGUAUUAUUAAAACACUCUUGAGUUGCAUAGUUGUAAGUAAUAUUAAUGAUUGGAGAUCAGUACCAAAGAAUUACUCUAUUAUUUAUUAUUCCCUGCAAGACACAUUUGUUGGGCAGGAGAAAGAAUCAACCGGAUUGCCCACAGACUCACAAGUGGGCAGUGCAAGGAAGUCUCGUUAUCCCCUUAAGGCUAGCCCACUGCUGGCUGUGGGUUGAACACGUCAUCUCCCUCGUAAACUUAGUUCUCAAAAUCUCAUCCCAUAGAUCAAUUACUUUCUUUCUCCAGAUAAUAGCUCACACUCACAAGAUUUAAUUGAUCAAGAAAGUAGGAGGAUGCACAUCCAAAAACCCUGGAGGGCUUGUUUAAUACAGAAAUGAAACUAUGCCUCUUGAGACAAAUAUCCUUAGAAGGAGAAUUGGAGUACCUGAACUGAAGUCGGCUCUAAGCCACCCUCAUUUCUUUAAAACAAGUGAUUAGAAAUGCUGCCAAAAGGCAUGUGUGUUCACAAAGACAUGGUGGUGGUGAGUGUCGGAGCUCUGUGCUCUGCUUUCUCCCUCUUCAGACCUUCUGAGAUUUCCAGUGACCCAACAAUCGCAGAAUUUUCAAGUUAAUAAGUUAACGUUCUUUUGAAAGGGAAAUAUAAAUGAAUCCCACUCUGAACGUGCUUCCUUUUCUUCUAAAGACUAAUGAAAAACAGAUAAAGUAGAUGCAAUUGUCCUGAUAAAACAACAUACAGCACUUCAAACUUCCCCAACACUCUUUAAUUUUGUAUGUUCAAAUAUUCAGAUGCAAAGCUGGCAUCUGUCACGAAGUGAACCGUACACAGCGUCCCGCCUCAUCCCCGAGAAAAGAAGAGCACUUUUUAAAAACAAUCAAUUUAUUUACAUAAAAUUUUUAUUUUAAUCUAUUAAAAUGAAGAACUCUUAAAAGGGGUUAUUUCUGUUAGCUGAAUCUUUUCAUUCGCCAUGUUGUUCUGUUAGAAUAAAAUAACUUCAAGCCCAUUCUCAUCGGCAGCGCGCCUCGGGCUGCUGUGGGAGAACAGCGUGCUGUGCAGAGGAGGCUGUCCUCCAGGAACAAGAAAUUAGCAGGCUCUUCACCUGAACUGGAGUAGUUUUUCUUUAAGAAAAUCCUAGAGUUCGAUUUGUAUAGGACAUCUCUGUUCUAUGAUGGCUUCUAGUCCACAGUAUGACAGAAAUGAGGCCUUUACCCAACGAAUUUGGAGCCUCCUAGGAGCAUAACAGAUGUCAAGGGGUUUAACUGCAUACAUUACUCCUCUACUUUCAAGCAAAACACUCCAGACAGGGAGGACAAAUAGCUGGAUUGCCAGAGGCAGCAUUUUGUUUUGCUAAACACCCCAAUGCCCAAGACUCUACUUUUGGAAUUGGUCUUACAUCUAAACGAAAUUUCUAUACUCACAGGCAAAGCUAAGCUAGGUGGCAUAAGUAAAAUGCUGCCUUAAAAUGUAGGUGCUCACUCAAAACAUUCACUAAUGUCAAAAUGACCACAUUCAGAAACUGUAAAAUGUUAGAACCAACCCAGCCGGAGAGCUAAUCAAAUGGUUUAAUUACCUCUCCAUCCUCCUCCCCCAACCUGGUUCCACAAGGACCACAGGAUCCUUUUCAGGGCAGGGCCCUCUGGGUUCAGAGUAAUCCCGUUUGAAGCAAAUAUUUUCAGACAUGCAGAUUACCUUUAGGAGAUGUGGCAAAAUAAACAAACCAACUAAACCACUUGCAUGUAAAAAUUCUGGGAAAUGAGUUCAUUUUUCUAAGUCAUCCCAAUCAUAGAAAAUAACCAAAUCAAUCAAAGCUAGUCGUGCCCCCAGUAGCAACAAUCCAAUUACAAACUGCGUGUGUGGCUGUCGUUCAUGAACGAAAGGUUAAAGUGCAUAACUUGCUCUUCUUCCACUCGUGUGGUAACACACUUUUGUAACCUGAGACGCCUCUCACUUAAAGACUGCAGUCACUCUCAGGGUCAAGAGGUCCAAGGGGGUGUUUGGCUGUCCCCCUCCACGAGAAAGUAUCACAGUGAAGGCUCACCGAUGGGUAUGGUCGUGAGUUAAACCAGAGGAAGGAGAGAGUCAAUUCAGACCAGGAGCUGGAGCCUCUCCUCUCCCCUCAGAUCCCAGUUCACAGCCCUCUGGGAAAUAUAAACUCUCAAUGAAGUGCACGAUUUUAGUACCCUGAAGUGCCCCUUUAGGAUGGCAUAUCAAUUAGUUGACAACAGUCAUGAUUUUUUUUCACAAUCCUUGUUUCAUCUGCAGAUCUUAGGAACUCUUCAAAAACAUCCUUUAGAGUUUACAAUUUGGUAUAAAGGCAAGUACGACUCGUCUUUUCUUGAAAGCACAGCCAUUCCAUUCAUGGCAUUUACCUCUCACCUCCUUGGCCUUGGUUCAGGGUCAGGGUCAUUGGGACAGUGACAUGGGAAGAUUCUCAGGCACACGGUGGUUACAAAGGCAGCUAUGCGGUCAGACAGCAUGGGUUGCAGUCGGGCUCUAAUUAACUUCACUGCUCUGCUCCUCAGCUUCUCUCAUCCAGAGAGUGGAAACAAUACGAAAACCUACUUCCGAGAGCAGUUGAGAUCAGAAAAUGAGUUAAUUCACGACAAUAUAAGGAAUCAAAUGUUGGCUAUUAUUAUUCUGAAGUGUAGGCAGAAUAAAAAUUCUGUCAAAAAGUAUAAUUUUGUGUCUCCAAAUUAACAAAUAAGUUGAUUAUAUAUGUUUACUACAGUAGUAAAAUUUUAAAAUAAAAAUUACUUGAGAAUAUUCACCUUUCCAGGGGUUUAAUAUCAAACUGACACGUCUAGAUGAACAGAUCAGGAUCAUUAUGUAACUGAAAUUUCCAGACGAAAUUACUCAAAUUCACAGCUUGAUUUCAAAUUCUUACUGCCAACAAAAUUCUCGUGUGAGUUUAAGCGACUAGUUCUCAAACUUUCGUGCCCAGGAGCACCACUUGGAGGCUCAUUAAAAUGCAGAGGAGGGGUGUGCUCAGAGUUUCUCACUCACUGAGGCUCGGUUUGGAGUCAAGAAUGUGCACUUCUCAGGACUUCCCAGGUGAAGCCUGACUGCUGUUCUGUACUUUGAGAACCACUGUUGAAGAUUAACAUAUGCAGAGAAAGACAUAACGCAAAACUCAGAAGAAAGAAAGAACCAAAAUAUAUGUUCCCAGCAAAGGCAUCAACUCAAGUGGUUCUACUGGUAAUAGAAGGACAUGAGAGUUCAAAAUACUGUGUGUGUGUGUGUGUGUGUGUACACACACCAACAAUAUUUAUAUCAAGGUAACAGUGAUACAAGGAUCCCUCAAUUUAAUGAUAGACUUCCCCAAAAACCAAAAGCUAGGUUAAAAGAAAAAAGAAUAAUAUGUUUAUAUUUAAAUUCUAGUCAUGAAAAGCAUAAAAGACACUUUAUAUAAUGAGCCUGGCAAUGGAUACAACUGUUUUUCUUUUCUAAUGUAAUUUCGGAAUCUUAUAAUUUAUAAUGGGAGGAAACUGUUUCUCCUACAAAGAGUUGAUCAAACACAGAUUUAAAAUAAUGACAUUAUUAAGCAGGAAAACAACAAAGAGCAAGAGACUUAGCAUCCCUAACAAGCACAUUUGAGUUAAUGUAAUUACUUGUUCAAAUGUAAUAUAUCGGCCAAUGUUGAGCACAACGUGUUUUCAGGUGAAUAAUCAUCUGAGAAAGCAAGCCUGCAACCUUCUCCAGGAAGCGGGCUUCGAAAGGCUUGAUCUCAGCUUGGAUUGAUCCUUUGCAAUGGAAAAUAACCAAAAAGAAAACUCAUCAAGCAUCAACUCUAUGGGAGGUUUCAGUAAAAAGCCGCAAGAUUUUAAAUUGCUUUUUAAAAGAUGACUUCUCACCCACCCUGCCCCACAUUUCCCGGGGAAAUAAAAGCAGAAGUCCUAAAAGCAGUCAGACGGAAAUCCAGCGUCUGCAUAGCUUUGAGUCCACAGCGUUUGAAGGUAAUUCUGAUUGUGAAGUCCUCUCUCCCUCUCUCCCCCUCUAUUUCUCUCCAGAACACGCAAGACUUUACUGAUGAAAGCUCAGCGAACUCUUUACCAUAAAGAGUUUUAACAACUAAGCAAGGACAUUAAGAGGAAAAGACCAGAUGCCACUCUGCAGGUUGUGUUAACUGCCACUUACUGGAUACACUCAAAUCCAUCAGAAUCAACCGAGUAACCAGGUAGCAAGGAAGGAACACCAGCCAUGGACAACCUCACCUCUGUGGCCAGGAACAGCAGCCUGUGCACCAGAGAUUACAAAAUCACCCAGGUCCUCUUCCCGCUCCUCUACACGCUCCUGUUUUUCGUUGGACUCAUCAUAAAUAGCCUGGCAAUGAGGGUCUUCUUCCAAAUCCGCAGUAAAUCCAACUUUAUUAUUUUUCUUAAGAACACAGUCAUUUCCGAUCUUCUCAUGAUUCUGACUUUUCCGUUCAAAAUCCUCAGCGAUGCCAAACUGGGGACGGGACCCCUGAGGACCUUCGUGUGCCAGGUGACCUCUGUCGUAUUUUACUUCACAAUGUACAUCAGUAUUUCCUUCCUCGGACUGAUAACUAUCGAUCGCUACCAGAAGACCACCAGGCCCUUUAAAACGUCCAACCCCAACAAUCUCCUGGGGGCUAAGAUCCUCUCUGUUGUCAUCUGGGCUUUCAUGUUCUUACUCUCUUUGCCUAACAUGAUUCUGACCAACAAGAGGCCGAGAGACAAGAACGUGAAGAAAUGCUCUUUCCUCAAAUCAGAGUUUGGUCUGGUCUGGCAUGAAAUCGUCAACUACAUCUGUCAAGUCAUUUUCUGGAUUAACUUUUUAAUUGUCAUUGUAUGCUAUACGCUCAUUACAAAGGAACUGUACAGGUCCUAUGUAAGGACAAGGGGCACGGGCAAAGCUCCCAGGAAAAGGGUGAACGUCAAAGUUUUCAUUAUCAUUGCUGUGUUUUUCAUUUGUUUUGUUCCUUUCCAUUUUGCCCGAAUUCCCUACACGCUGAGCCAGACCCGGGACGUCUUUGACUGCCCUGCUGAGAACACUCUAUUCUACGUGAAGGAGAGCACCCUCUGGCUGACGUCCUUGAACGCGUGCCUGGAUCCCUUCAUCUACUUCUUCCUCUGCAAGUCCUUCAAGCACUCCCUGAUGGCCAUGCUGAAGUGCCCCAAUUCUGCAACGUCUCCAGCCCCGGAAAACAGGAGAAAAGCACAGGCUGGUGGUGACCCCAGCGAAGAGACUCCAAUGUAAACGAAGGAGGCAGCAGUGCGUCUGCUGGCGUUCGGAACGCCUAAAAGGAAAGCACUAUGAAAACUAUUAACAUGACUAAGAAGCAGCUGAGUCAGUAAAGUCGACUCUUGAAACAAGUAAUACAAGACUACAGAAGGACUUUUCCAGCAUUAAAAGCUAUCUUAAAAUGUAGAAAAAUAAGCUACCUUGCAGCUGUGUAGUAAAAAAUCAGCGUCCAAUCCCUAUGCUAUGUGCAAAACUACACAGAAUUCAUGGUUUGCAGGGUUUUGGCAAAAUGGGUAACCAUAUAGUAGUAUCUAUUCCAAUUCUUUAAAUACAUUAUUGAUCACAAUUUUUUUUUUAUGAUCAACUAAGGAAGAAUGAUAAAUUAGAUAACAACUUCUGACCAAAAGUUACACUUAAGAUGUACAUACAUCCUAGUCCCCUAACCAGAUGCUGACCUCUUAUGAUACUCACUAGAAAAACUGAAGUCAGCGGGACACGCCAAGAAGAACAGCUACUAACUUUUAAUUAUUAGCAAAAACCUAAAGGAUUUAAACUAAUUGAAAUGGUAAUUGAUUGGACCGAAUUUUUUUUUUAAUUUUUCAUUAAGGUAGAGGUUUAAAAAAUAUCUUUCCAAUAAAAAGAGCAGAAAUGGCAAAGUUAUUAAAACAAGGAGUUAUUUUUAUGACAUUCUAAUACCAAAAUAAUAUGAAUAUUUCCUUAACACUAGAGAAACCAGCUUUACUAAUAUUCUGACAACUUCAGUAAAUAUAAUACCAUCACUGACACUUAGCAUUAUUAACUAGCUUCUAGAAACUACCUGCUACUUGGGUUACUGAACAUUUUCCAUAGUGAGAAAAACAGGUUAAAUAUGAUUACGCAGUUGCACAGCAUAACUGUUAACAGGAAAAUGAUUCAAAUGUUCGGAAUUACCUGCUUGUUAUUUGUGUGUACAACAAAAAGUUUACAUUAAACUCUAAAUCACA